GCCGGUUCUGUUCUACAACGGAAAUCAAAGUGUAUGCGUUGAAUGUUUUUGGUUUUCUGUUUUUCUUUUAUAUAAAACAAAAAAAUAAACAAAAAACUAAACAAAAAAAAAUGUUUUUUAAGUGAAAAAAAUUAAAUUGUGUAAAAAAUUAGAGUCAGGCAGAAAUUGUAAAUGAAUAUUACUGUGGGCAAAAAAUAGCAUUCCAAAGAAGAAAAUUUAACAAAAAAGAAACAAAUUGCUUUAGUAAAAUAAUAAAAUUGUAUGUGAAUGUGUGUGAAUAAUUAUUGAAAAAGUUGCCACCAUGAAUUUUGAGUAAAAAAUCAAUAUAUAAUUAAAAAAAUUUAUUUGACUAAAGUAUAAAAAAGUGUACUUGUUAAAUAUCUUGAAAUAUUUAUGAAAUAAUUAUUUAAGUAAAAAUAAACGAGUAUAUUUUCUAUUAAUAAAAUAAUAUUACUUUAAUAAAAUUUGUACUUUUGUGUUUAAUACAAUUAAGUGAAGCAAAUAAAAAUUAAAUUGAAUUCUGAAAACCAGUGAAAUGCACAGAAGCGCGUCGCUCAUACGCCCCGUCAAACCAUUGACGCACAUAUGAGUAAUAAAUUAUUGCGAGCAGCAACGGUAAAGUAGAAAAUAAAAAUUGGCUGUUUUGGUAGAUCAAUCAGCCAUUAACAAUAGCUACAAACCGGAACAAACGCGCGGAAUGACAGUUCAAAGAGUGAUUGUGAAUUAUGGAAGUGAUUAUAUGGUAUAAGCACAACACCGCAACUAAUUAAAUGAAGCUAAUUUGUGCAAGUGUGAGUAGUGUCUAUAAAACGUAAUUAUAUAAAAAAGAGGCAUAAAAAAUCAAAGACAACACCUUGAAUACAUAAACAAUAACAAAAACAAACGCCACUCUAGCGGCAGCAUGACUGAGAACAAGUAUAAACACGCUGCUAGCAGUGCCGACAGCACAGAAAUCGCCAGCAGUCACAACAAUAACGCGCAAGGCCAAAGCACAAACGCCGGCGGUAGCAACACCAAGCCGAAGGAAAAGAAAAAUGACAGCGAAGCGACAGUGGCGCUAGCGAAUACGCAACUUGAACGGGAAAAGGAUGAAGAGCCGCAUGACAGUGGCAAGGCUACGCUGUAAGUAUCUAGGAUACUCGUGGUUUGAUAUACAGGAAGAGAUAUGGAUAGUGAGGUUACAGAAUCUGUUAAAAUUCGCGUCAAGCGCAGGCAUACUAAAGGAUGAUUACUCCUCACGGACACAACAACUGAAAUCCAUCCGUUCUUGCGCUGUUGGUCCACCAGAAUGCACCAAGUGGAGCGAUUACGUAUAUAAGGCUGUACCGUUUCAGAAGCGUUUCCCGGCGCUUGACUCUAUGAAUGAGACUCGACAGUAUCAAAAACAUAUCUGGGUCAUGUUUUCAGUCAGUUCAAACAAUGUUGCGAACAAGUAAUGUUUUUUCUUCGAAGAGAAGUAAUGGUUUUGAGUAAUGGUAAUAAUGAUGAUAUAUGUACAUAUGUAUGUAAAUGAAUAGUGAAAUGUAAUGUUAAAGUAAUGAAGUGAUAAUAUAUUUUUAAUUGAAAUAUUUGAUAAUUUAUUAUUGUUGUUGCUCAUAUGUAUAUCUGUUAUCUGUAAAGAAAUAUAAUAUUUUUGCAAAUAAAAAUGGCGAGUUUAAGAAUAUGA
Molecule: messenger RNA, 1666 nt
Organism: Bactrocera neohumeralis
Lineage: Eukaryota; Metazoa; Arthropoda; Insecta; Diptera; Tephritidae
Exons: 4
Coding region: 1089-1436 (115 amino acids)
Source: RefSeq, a predicted model, not a curated record